Messenger RNA from Mytilus trossulus (common blue mussel), 1936 nucleotides. RefSeq names its product mitochondrial glycine transporter B-like. Gene Ontology annotation, molecular function: glycine transmembrane transporter activity. Bases 323 to 1174 code for a protein of 283 amino acids. The record is from RefSeq and is a predicted model, not a curated record. Gene Ontology annotation, cellular component: mitochondrial inner membrane; mitochondrion. Gene Ontology annotation, biological process: glycine import into mitochondrion. NCBI's taxonomy places the organism in Eukaryota, Metazoa, Mollusca, Bivalvia, Mytilida, Mytilidae. The transcript has 9 exons.
AAAUUUACGUUAGAUCAACAAAUAACAGAAUCGUGAACAGUACUUGUGUAUCAGAGAAAUAGUUAACCUUCUUAGUCUUUGGAAAACAUAUUUAUCACAGGAGAUAUAAAGAAAGCGAUAUAUUACAUUCUGAGGAAUUUAUUUGUCUUUAUUUUAGAAAGCGAUUUAUUUAUUUUCAAUCGCAAAAGACGCUUUUCUCGGACCAUGUUUUAACCAAGUGGGGUUCGUCCCCGUUUCUAAAUAAACCGUAUUUACCGUUAAAAAUCGGUCGGGCAACUGUUUCAAUCAAACUGAUACACAAUCCGUAUUAAAACUUAUAGCAAUGGAAUCCGCAUUAACGUCACCAGUUGUGAAAUCAUUCAUGUGUGGAAUGUUCAGUGGAACAUGCUCCACGCUACUGUUCCAGCCAUUAGACCUGGUCAAGACCCGUUUACAAGUUUCAGUAAAUGUUGGAGGACGUGUAGGAAUGGUCACCAUCUUUUGUAAUGUUGUACAACAAGAUACUAUGAGAGGGUUAUGGAAAGGUAUUGUUCCUUCAAUCUCGAGAGGAGUCCCAGGCAUUGCAAUCUACUUUUCUGGAAUUACAGCCUUAAAAGCAAAAUUAGAAGAAAAGGGAAAGAAACCCAACCCUUUAAAAUCAGUUUUGAUUGGAGCAGUUGCCAGGGCCACCUCAGCAAUAACAGUUAUGCCCUUUACAGUGUUGAAGACCAGAUUUGAGAGUGGAAAAUUUAAUUACAACAGUAUGUUUGGUGCUCUAAACAAUAUACUUAAAACAGAAGGUGUUAAAACUCUGUUUUCUGGUCUUUCUCCAACACUGGCAAGGGAUGUGCCCUUUUCUGGGCUCUACUUUAUGUUUUACUCUCAACUAAAGAGUACAGUUCAAGGAAACGUUCAAAAUGAGAAUUUACUUCCCGCCUAUCACUUCAUGUCUGGGGUUGCAGCUGGGAUGAUGGCAUCACUGAUCACACAACCUGCUGAUGUCGUUAAAACUCACAUGCAACUAGAGCCACUCAAAUACAAGAAGCUUAAAGAUACCAUCCAAAUUAUUUACCAGAAGGAUGGAUUUAAUGGUUUCUUGCGUGGAAUUGUGCCAAGAGCUUUAAGAAGAACUCUCAUGGCAGCAAUGGCCUGGACAAUUUAUGAAGAGGUGUCAAAGACAUGCGGCUUGAAAUAAAAAAAGGCAGCAUGAUAAAAAGGAAGUCCAGUUCAUACAGGAAUGGAAUCAACUCAGGGAAGUGACGAUAUCUGGUGUAUGAAUUGAGGAGUAUCUGAUGGACAACGGCAUGAUCAUUAAAACUAUUGUCAAUUGUUCCUAACGAACAUUUUUGACUGUGAAAUUUUUCUUUUGAUAUGUAGUGGAAUUUUUAAAAAGUGGAGAUUUAAAAAACUACUUCCUAUAAAGGUUACAGCAGUUUUGCUUCAAUUUAUUUGAUGCUGUCCCAUGGAAAUUAUACAGUGGUAUGAUGUAUUUAUUUGAGCAGUUGAUAUGAAGGCUAUGAGAGACAUUUAGAAAAAGUUGUGCACCAUAUGCCCAAUCGUGACGUGCAAUCAAAAAUUAGAAUGCAUGUUUGUUUUAACUAUAUAGUGCUUAUAUAUGAAACUAAUAAAAUGAUUGAGAGUGGGUUUUUAAAGAAAAUUAUUUGAAUUUUUAUACCUAUUUCAAGUUAAAACAAAGUUUUAUUCCCAUAUUAACAAAAUCUUGAUAUGAGAAAGUACGAUAGAGUGUCGACUGUCAAAUUUUGAUAUUUGUCAGAUUUGAAAGUUGAAUGAUAUUGUUACCACUGGUAUACAUGGAUGGAUAAUCACAUGUAAAAUAUGUCAUAUUGCUCAUUUCCAUGAAAUGUUUAUUUAUUUAUGCAACAACUUUUCAUUUUAUUAUCAUUGAUCAACAGAAAACCAGAGAUCUUUCAGUUGAAUAAAACUUUUAAAUAUGUAA